Molecule: messenger RNA, 620 nt
Organism: Piliocolobus tephrosceles (Ugandan red Colobus)
Lineage: Eukaryota; Metazoa; Chordata; Mammalia; Primates; Cercopithecidae
Product: coagulation factor VIII-like
Exons: 2
Coding region: 1-438 (145 amino acids)
Source: RefSeq, a predicted model, not a curated record
AUGGAAGCUUAUGUCAAAGUAGACAGUUGCCCAGAGGAACCCCAACUACGAAUGAAAAAUAAUGAAGAAGCGGAAGACUAUGAUGAUGAUCUUGCUGAUUCUGAAAUGGAUGUGGUCAGGUUUGAUGAUGACAACUCUCCUUCCUUUAUCCAAAUUCGCUCAGUUGCCAAGAAGCAUCCUAAAACUUGGGUACAUUACAUUGCUGCUGAAGAGGAGGUCUGGGACUAUGCUCCCUCAGUCCUCGCCCCUGAUGACAGAAGUUAUAAAAGUCAAUAUUUGAACCAUGGCUCUCAGCGGAUUGGUAGGAAGUACAAAAAAGUCCGAUUUAUGGCAUACACAGAUGAGACCUUUAAGACUCGUGAAGCUAUUCAGUAUGAAUCAGGAAUCUUGGGACCUUUACUUUAUGGGGAAGUUGGAGACACAUUGUUGGUAAGUUGAGGAAAAGAUUUAAGGUCUGGUAAGAAGAAAAAGUCUGGAGAGUUUUGAGUUUCUAAAAUACUUCAUAAUUCAGCCUUGUCUCCAAUGGACAUGAUCUUUUAAAAGCUAUAAAUGUUACACAAAUAAUAGCUGAUUGCACGUAUUUGAAGUAUGAGUAUAUAGAAUAAAAGUCUAAUGUCACC